Molecule: messenger RNA, 2293 nt
Organism: Limanda limanda (common dab)
Lineage: Eukaryota; Metazoa; Chordata; Actinopteri; Pleuronectiformes; Pleuronectidae
Product: nephrocystin-1-like
Exons: 20
Coding region: 161-2230 (689 amino acids)
Biological process (GO): protein localization involved in establishment of planar polarity
Cellular component (GO): cilium; cytoplasm
Molecular function (GO): protein binding
Source: RefSeq, a predicted model, not a curated record
ACGAGGAAAUACGAGCGAGGGUGUUAUUUCCGGUUAGUUACAGCCUUGAAGAGGAACCCGGUUGCCUAGCGACCAGUGGAAGAGUAGCGUCAGCUAGCCAGCUAGCUAGCGAAGUGGCUAACACAUGGAGUGUGUCCCGGUGAGGACAUAGGGUGAGGACAUGUCUCUGAGAAGGACCGGAGCUCUGCAGCGGGUCCAGAGACAAGUGGACGACACCCGGAAGCAGGUGGACAUUCUGCUGAAGGACGUGCAGAGUCAGGCUGGAUCCACUGAGGAGGCGUCUCGCAGGUGUCAGGAGCUGCAGGCGUUGGCAGAGAAGACCCUGAGGACGCUGAGGACACUCACCAAGGCGGAUGAGCUGGCUCCGGUGGGAAACUACGCCCAGAGGAAACAGGAAGUGGAGACACGCCUGCAGGUCAACCUGGAGCGUCUGAGCUCGCUCUCGCUGACGCUGUCACCACCAGGACCCAGCGGCGCCGCCGGUUAUUCUCCAAAGGAAGAAAGUGAUAAGGACCACGAGGGCGAAGACAGUCAUAGUGAUGAUGAUGAUGAUGAUGAUGAUGACAGUGAUGAGGAUGAAGAUGAGCAGCGAGCUGGGAACCCCCCCCCCCAGUCCGACUCUCCCAGCUACAGAGUCCUCAGUGAUUUCCAAGGAGAGCAGGACGGAGAUCUGUCUGUCCAGAGCGGUGACGUGUUGAGGAUCAUCAGGAGGACGGCAGACGGAUGGUGGCUGGCUGAGGACGGGGACGGCAACCGAGGAGUGGUCCCAAAGACCUACCUGAAGAUUGAUUCUGGUGUUGAUGACGAGGAUGAUGAUGAAAAUGAGGAAGAGUCAUCUGAGGAGGAGGAAGAGCCGACUGAUGACAAACACAGUGGGGCUUCACAUUCCAACUGGUCCACUGUGAGGAAGGCUCUGACUGAGAUUGAUGCAACAGAUGUCCUCUCUGCUAUGGGGGCUAUACCUUCUGGAUUUAGACCAUCAACUCUCAAUAAAUUGCUGGUGGAGGAAGGUGUAACGUUCAGAGGAAGUCAGCAUAUUCAGCCUGAUCUCAGCCAAUCACAGCUCUCCUUUAAGGACCUCUUCCUGGACCCAGACAGCGGCAGGGUUCGUGCUCGGCAGGUCCGCACUUGUGUCUGUUUCACUUUGUGGAGCUGCAAGAUGAUUCCCACCCCAGGGGUCGGAGUUCAGGUCCUGAGCCGACACAUCCGCCUCUGUGCCUUCGAUGGAACUCAGGUGUUGAGUAACAUCCACACCGUUCAGGCCACUUACAACCACAAGAGCCCGAAGACCUGGAGCUUCUCCCCCCGGAUGACCGGUGUCCUCCCCGCCCUCCUGGACGGAGACUGCUUCCUGCGCUGCAGCUCUGCGUCUCCGGACCUCGGGAUCCUCUUUGAACUGGGGGUCACUUUUAUACGGAAUUCGACGGGUGAGAGAGGAGAGCUGAGCUGCGGCUGGUCGUUCCUCAAACUGAGCGACGACACGAGGAAUCCACUUCCCAACAGGACCUAUGAGCUGCCGGUGAACGGGGGAACUCCCUACGAGAAGGACGUGGCGAUGGAAGCUUCAGGCACCAGAGGAUCUCCAGCCACCGGUGUCUUCCAGCAGAUGCUCCAGGCCAGACGGCAGCCGAGACUGAUUCUCAGGUUCAGAUCCACCAGCAGGCGGACCAGAACGCAGCUCAGUCUCCUCCCGGACACGCUGCUGCACUGUGUGAGCUGCGUCCACCUGCUGGCUCUGCACAGACAGCUGCUGGCUGACACGCUGCUGAUGGACCGGCCCACCAUGCAGGAUGCAGAUCUGAUCUGCAGCCCGGUACUUUCUACAUUUCCUGUCCUGUUGGAGCAGCCGGACCUGCUGGACGCGCUCAGGGGUGCGUGGCUGGAAACUGAGAUCAACAUGAGCCGAGCACAGAAGAGAGACUUGCCCUUUGUCAAACAGGAGUUUGUGAAAGUCUACAUGUCGUCCGUCUACUUCCUGCUCCACUCGCCCUCGCUGCCCCCCCACCGCUGGGCCGACGCCCCCUCGGAGCAGCAGCGGGCCAGAGCCAUCUACGCCACCCUGGAUUCCCUGAAACACCAGCAGCACACCACGGGCCAAUCAGGAUGUCCGGAGGUCUACGUGGACCCCAUGCACCCCCACCUCGCCUUCGAUAUCACAGAGUUGACCUUUGACCUCCUCCAUGUAGCGCGGGGACGAUUACAUCACUCUCAGGGGAAAAGUACAACUUGAGGAUUGAUUGUAUUAUUAUGAAAUGAUUUAAAUUUUUUAGAUAAGGCAUCAGCUUGGUUUACU